Labrus mixtus (cuckoo wrasse) is the source of this 4169-nucleotide messenger RNA. It is a transcript of the gene ppfibp2b, whose product is annotated as PPFIA binding protein 2b. The transcript is spliced from 29 exons. Gene Ontology annotation, cellular component: presynaptic active zone. Lineage: Eukaryota; Metazoa; Chordata; Actinopteri; Labriformes; Labridae. Gene Ontology annotation, biological process: neuromuscular junction development. Gene Ontology annotation, molecular function: protein binding. The coding region runs from base 201 to 3383 and encodes 1060 amino acids. The record is from RefSeq and is a predicted model, not a curated record.
CAGACGAGGGACAGCGCUUCAGUUUGGAGCACCUUGCAUGUGAGUGUGUUGUAAGUGUGUGUGAGGGGCAUGUGUGUGUGUUUGUGUGUGCGUUUGUGUGCAAACUUUAAAUAAAAGUGUCUGCGGCAAACAAAGCUGAAGGAUAUAUUUCGAUAAAGCAUCAGAGGAGUCGCAUUUCAACAUCUGUGCACCUAGAUCUGAUGCUUCCCGCCAUCACCAUGGAAACGGAGGCCAGCCACAUGCUGGAGGCAGCUCUGGAGCAGAUGGAUGACAUUAUCGCAGGUUCAAAAGCAGCAGCGUCGGAGUUCUCUAACAACGUGUAUGACCUGGGUUCUCCCGUCAGUGCUGGUCCACUGCAGGUCGUUCAGUUAGCUGAGGACCUCAAACUCGCCCUGGAGCUCCAGCCCAGCCAGCAGGGGAAAGACAGCCUCAGAGCACAGCUUCCUACAGAGACGGCACAGGCUCUCAUAGAGUGGCUUCAGACGGGAACUGUGAACCUCUGCACUCCGGCCAACAAUGAGACCUACCAAGAAAGACUGCUUCGCCUAGAGGGAGACAAGGAGUCUCUGGUGCUACAGGUGAGCGUUCUGACUGACCAGGUGGAAGCUCAGGGAGAGAAGAUCAGAGACCUGGAAAGUUCUCUGGAGGAGCACCGACAAAAACUGGCCUCCACAGAGGAGAUGCUUCAACAGGAGCUGAUGAGCAGGACCUGUCUAGAGACUCAGAAGCUGGAUCUCGUGGAUGAGGUGUCGUACCUCAAACUGAAGCUCGUCAGCAUGGAGGAGACAAAUACACCAGCAGAGACAGAGCAGAACAAGGCUGAGUGUGUGGUUAACUUCAUCAGUGAGCUCCAGGAGCAGAUGUGCAAGUUUCAGGAGGAGAUCAGCACUCGUAUCCAGGAGAAACGAGCCCUGGAGGAGAGGGAGUCCCAGCAGGGGGAGCCCAGUGGCAGCCAAGCCCAGGGCCACAGCCCGCAGGUCAGGUCAGCUGGCUCAGACCGGAGCCCGUCUGGCUCUGAUGUCCGGAUCCACAAUGGAGGACAGACUGUACACGAUUUGAUACAAGAAGUGAGGCAACUGAAGAGCAAAGUGGAGGAGCUGGAGGGAGAGAAGGGCCAGUAUGAGAGGAAACUGAGAGGCACAAAGCUCUCCAUCUCUUAUUCUCUCCAUGUGUGUUACCAGUCGCUCAUGACCCAGCUGUCCAGCCUCAAGCUGACUGUGGAGCACACACAGCUGGAGAAGCAGCACUGGGAGGAGCGCUGGCGCGGCGCACAGGCAGAAAUCGCAGAGCUCCAGCAGAUCCUUUCAUCCAAAGACACUGAAAUCGAAUGCCUGCAGACCCAGCUGCUGACCAGAGGUGGCACAGCCAAUGACAACGCAGAGAGAGACCAAGAAUACCAGAGGUUAAAGGUCGGGAUGGAGUCUUUGUUAGCUUCAAAUGAUGAAAAGGACAGACGUAUUGAGGAGCUGACCGUUCUACUUGGUCAGUACAGAAAGAUGAGGGAUGUCAUGGCACUCACACAGGGGAGUAGUGAAGAGGAGCUGAGCGGUAGUUUGGGACUCAGAGCCAUCACACACAAAGCACACUCUGAUAUCCUCAGGUCAGAGAUAUCAUCCAGAGGAUCUUCUCCACUUAUGUUAUCCUCGUCUCCGUACCAGAGAGAGCUGGACUUUAGUAUGCAGAACCCUUUGGACAUAUCCCUGGUGUCUGCUGGGGAUCCAAGCUUCUUUAAUGGCUCGUGGCAUCAGCGCAGGUUGCUCUCCAGCAGUCUGGAAGAGCUGCAGAGUGGAUCCUUACAGAAGGCUGUACAGAUCCAGCCAGUAGAAACAGAAUCAGACGUAGGGGCAGAGAGUCCACACAUGGAGCUGAGUAAGUACCAGACUCUGCCUGGGAAGCUGAGUAAAAGGAGCAAACUGAGGGCUGAGCUGAACGGUGACGGAGAGGAGGACGAUCAGUAUUUAUCACCCGUCCAGCUCUCUCCUGUCCCUAACCACGACCAGGAACACAGACUCGUUCGCUGCAGGAGUGCCAGUGCUCCGGCUUUAGGAUCACCUGGGAAACACGAGCUCUAUGAUGUUGAGCGUCCAGAGAAGCUGGGGGAGAGUGUUCUCUCAGACCAGUCCCCUCUGUCCUCUGGAGUGGACUCAGGACAGCAGUCCCCGGUCUCACCAGAACACCGCAAGAAUCACAGAGGCAUUAAGAAACUCUGGGGAAAUGUUGUGUCUGUCCACAGGAUCCGUCGCAGCCAGUCAGGUAGUCCCUCCCAGGGUCAUGACCCCGAGCUCGGAGAGUUCAAGAGGGGAGGCUUCAGAGCUACAGCUGGACCAAGACUGGCCCGUUCAGGACACACACGAGACAUUAAGAUGCCUUUUUCUAAGUGGAGCACAGAGCAGGUGUGUGACUGGCUGGAGGAAAUGGGACUCGGCCAGUACAGCAUACUCGCUCACCACUGGGUCACCAGUGGUCAGACUCUGCAGUCUGCCAGCCUGCCGGACCUGGAGAGGGAGCUGGCAAUGAAGAACACGCUCCACAGGAAGAAGCUUCAGCUCGCCAUCAAGACGCUCAGCAGCAAGCAUCCUGAGAAGUCUGCAGAGCUAGACUACAUCUGGGUCACUCGUUGGCUGGAUGACAUCGGCCUCCCUCAGUACAAGGACCAGUUUAAUGAUGGGAGGGUGGAUGGGCAGAUGCUGCAGUAUCUGACUGUGAAUGACUUGUUAGUCCUAAAAGUAACCAGCCAGCUGCAUCACCUCAGCAUCAAGUGUGCCAUUCAUGUUCUCCAUGUCAACAAGUUCCACCCUAACUGCCUCAAACGCAGGCCCAACAAUGAGAACCAGUUCUCUCCCAGCGAGGUGGUCCAGUGGUCCAACCACAGAGUCAUGGAGUGGCUGAGAUCUGUGGAUCUGGCAGAGUACGCACCAAACCUGAGAGGCAGUGGUGUUCAUGGAGGGCUGAUAAUACUGGAGCCUCGGUUCAACUCGGACACGAUGGCCAUGCUGCUGAACAUCCCUACUCAGAAAACACUGCUGAGACGCCAUUUAGCCACCAACUUCAACAACCUGGUGGGAGUACAAGCUCAGCAGGAGAAGAGGGAGUACAUGGAGGCACCGGGGUACACACCGCUCAGUAUAACAGCUAAAGUCAAGCCGAAGAAGUUGGGUCUGUCUAACUUGACUCACCUCAGGAGGAGAAGGCCGGAUGAGUCCACAGACUACGUUUGUCCCAUCCAGUCGUCCUCGCCACAGUCAGGACAGUCUGCGGCUAACGGUGUACAGGUUCGGCCGUACGCUGGCUUUAGAGGCCUGAGUCCCAUUCUGGACCGAGAGCCCGACCGCCCCAGAGACCAGGUGGGGCACGAUGACAGCAGAGCCGAUCCAUCUCCAUGACAACAGCUUCAAGAACAUUAUGGCAAUACUGUGUUGACACGCUUCCCAUAAGCCAAUGGGCUCUGCUACUACUCUGCUUCCUUUGCUUGUGACCCAUAAUCCUUCAGCACAUCCUCUCCCUGCUCCUCUAAACCCCGCUCAUCAGCCCCACCCCGUGCCUUAUGAGUGAAAAGAUUCAGAGACGCCUCGAUAACCCUUCUGUCAGUCACUGCUGCUGGUCAUGAAGGGUGUACUGAGAACGUGAAUCUAAACACAUGAAGUAUUUUAAUUGUGAUUCCUGUCAGAUGUUUAACUGACCCGACCUCAAACCUGUGCCAUGAUCUAAGUUAUCAUGAGAGAACACAGCCUCUCUCUGGACUCCACUUCCUGUGACAUCACUUCCUUUGAUCCAUACAGUCAAAUAUGGAUACCUGUUGUUGUACAGUAUUAAAUAUUUGUUCUAACAUUUGUGCAAAAUCAUUAGAGGAUUUUAUAUGCGUGUCAGUCUUUGAUUUUCCAUUUUAAAAGAGUUCUGUCUCAUGGUUGAGAUGAACUUGUGCAAUAUUUGCAUCUUAUUAAGGAGGGUUUUUAUUUAAUAUUUAUGUUAUUGCAGAAGAAAGGAUGAUAUAGCAUGUUUGAACAUGAGGUGAUGAUUUUGUACUGUUAUUUUCAUAUUUACAGUAUUGCUGUAAUAGUAUUUUUAUAGUUAAGAAAACCCUGCUCCUCUUCAGGAAGCUUUGUGCUCUUGAUAAUGUAAAAAAAAGAUUUAUCGAAACAUUUAAUAAACAAAAUCAUAUGUGUGUUAAA